Lolium perenne is the source of this 1242-nucleotide messenger RNA. Its product is annotated as protein MOS2-like. The record is from RefSeq and is a predicted model, not a curated record. Gene Ontology annotation, biological process: mRNA splicing, via spliceosome. Lineage: Eukaryota; Viridiplantae; Streptophyta; Magnoliopsida; Poales; Poaceae. Gene Ontology annotation, molecular function: nucleic acid binding. Gene Ontology annotation, cellular component: spliceosomal complex.
AUGGAGAAGAGGAUGAAGCUGUCCUUCUCCAUCCCCUCAAAGGCCAGGUCGUCCACCAACCCCGUGGCCGCCGGCGGCUUCCGUCCCGACGACAACGUGGGUGACUCCACCCCAGCCCCUCUGUUCAUCACCGUGUUCGAAACCUCGCAAACCCUAACCCCUGACGUGAAGCCUGCCGUCCUCCCGUGCCUUUCCAACUCCGGCCGCUUACUCCACCCCCGAUCCGGCGAGCCGACAAACGCCUCCACCGGCGCUGGCAGCACCAACGCCGUUCUCGACACCUCGAAGGCGCCCGAUAGAACCUCCUCCUCCCACACAUCUUAUGGCCUCAUCACCCGCAAUAUUGCCCCUGAUGUGAAGCCUGCCGUCAUCCCGCCCCUCCCCAACUCCGGCCGCUCAACCCCAGAUCCGCCGCCCGACAAUCCCUCCUCCUCCCGCACAUCCUAUGGUCUCAUUGUCCGCAACAAAGCUGCCCCAGAGUCGGCUGAUGCUGCCGGGGAACCAGUGACUUGUCCAGUGGCUGCCGAUGGCCACAGCACCGCCAGCGGCGACCUGAUGCUGCGGCGGUACAAAGAGGACAUGGCCGUCCUCCCCGACCAACCUGGUGUAGAAGAGUAUGAUGAGGUACCCGUGGAAGGAUUUGGUGCUGCCAUUCUUGCUGGCUACGGCUGGAAGGAAGGCGAUGCAAUUGGAAGGAACUGUACCAAGAAAGAGGCAAAGAUUGUCCAGUAUGACCACCGCACCGGCCCACAAGGUUUAGGAUUCGAUCCCUCUAAGAAGAGAGACAUGGAGAGGAGAGAUCAAAUGCAGAAGUUUCCCAACGCUCGAGCUAGCCGACAAUCCAGUACCGUCUGUGGGAGUACUAAUAGCUUCAAAGUGCCAAGUUUACAUAGCCAUAUCAGAGUCAGGGUGGUGAGCAAGAACAUGAGCAAAAGGCUAUACAUGAUGAAGGGGAGAGUUUUGGAUGUGACUGGGCCGACGACGUGUGACAUUGUCAUGGACGAUGGGGCAGAGGUGGUGCAGGGCGUGGAACAGGAUAUGCUUGAAACAGUUCUGCCGCCAGUGAACGGGCACGCGCUCGUGCUUUGCGGCGAGCACAAGGGUGUGUACGGCCGCCUUGUUCAGAAGAAUUUCGAGGAGCGCGUCGGAGUUUUGGAGGAUGCUGAUACGAGAGACAUGAUACCCGUUGGGUUGGACAAGAUUGCAGAGUACGUUGGGGAUCCGGAGUUGAUUGGGUACUGA